AUGGCCGUUUCCCUGGGUUUUGUUACAUAUCUCUCCCUAUUACUUGCGGGCUUCUAUCUUGCCCGCAAGAUCGCUAGACUCGUCCAAGUGCGACGAUUCAAACAACUACACGGUUGCUUGCCCCCCGCACGAGAGUACCAUAAAGAUCCGGUGCUGGGUCUGGAUGAAGUGCGAUCUAUGCUUCGAGUGUUUCGUGAGGACUGCUUUCUGGAAUGGGCGUUAGAGAAAUAUCGACGUUAUGGGAACACCUUCGCGAGCUCAGUUCUGGGUGACGAUAACAUAUGCACCGUUGAGCCGGAAAACAUCAAAACGAUCCUGGCGGUGAAGUUAAGCAGCGAUGGUAUUUUCGCAUCCGAUGGGCCACAGUGGGAACAUUCGCGGACUCUGCUGAGACCCAGUUUCACUCGGACGCAGAUCGCGGCGACCGAUUUAUAUGAGAGACACAUUCAGAGGCUGAUCAGUCAGAUUCCUCGAGAUGGUUCAACGGUGGACCUUCAGGACCUCUUUUUCAAGCUGACACUUGAUACAGCGACCGAGUUUCUGUUCGGAGAGUCUGUUGAGUCUCUACGCCCUGGAUCUUCCGCAGAAUCGACUAGUUUUGCCUACCACUUCAACGUCGCCCAAGAUGGAAUAGCCUUCAGCGUGGCUAUCGCGCCUUUCGACCGACUGGUUUUCAGACCCCAGCUCAGGGAGUCUGCCAGAGAAGCGAGAGCAUAUGUCGGUAACUUUGUGAAAAAAGCCAUAGAAUACCGACGCUCGCUUGACGCCGAGAAACAUGCGGGCGAUACAACUAACUCACCAUCGCGAUAUGUAUUUCUCCAAGAGCUCGCCAAGGAAACAGACAAUCCUACCGACAUCACCGACCAGGUCUUGAAUAUCCUCCUCGCAGGGAGAGACACGACCGCCAGUCUCCUAAGCAUGGUAUUCUAUCACCUCGCACGGCGUCCCGAUAUCUGGGAAAUCCUGCGGAGCGAGGUGGCGACACUCGACGGGAAAUACCCAUCAUUUGAGGAGCUGAAACAGUUGAAAUACCUCUCCUGGAUCAUUAAUGAGACGUUACGCCUGUACCCCGUGGUCCCAUCCAACAGCCGCACAGCGAACGAAGACACCUUCCUCCCCGUCGGCGGAGGACCAGACGGGAAAUCGCCCGUGUUUGUCGCCAAAGGCCAAAGAGUCGCCUACGACGUAUACGUGAUGCAUCGACGCCAUGAUAUAUUCGGCCCCGACGCAGAGGAGUUCCGGCCGGAACGAUGGGAGACCAUACGACCCGGUUGGGCUUUUGUACCUUUUAACGGGGGCCCUCGCAUUUGCCUCGGACAGCAGUUCGCCCUGACUGAGGCCUCUUACACGAUCGUAAGAAUUGUGCAGUCGUUCAAGGAGAUCACCAAUCGGGACCCGGAGCCGUGGCAGGAACGUCUCGCACUUACAUUGGCAAGUAAGCAUGGAACGAAGGUGGCCAUGGUGCCUGUUUAA
Aspergillus bombycis is the source of this 1473-nucleotide messenger RNA. Its product is annotated as cytochrome P450. Gene Ontology annotation, molecular function: iron ion binding; oxidoreductase activity, acting on paired donors, with incorporation or reduction of molecular oxygen; monooxygenase activity. NCBI's taxonomy places the organism in Eukaryota, Fungi, Ascomycota, Eurotiomycetes, Eurotiales, Aspergillaceae. Bases 1 to 1473 code for a protein of 490 amino acids. The record is from RefSeq and is a predicted model, not a curated record. The transcript has 5 exons.